GAGGGCCUGGGACGCAGCGGCGGCGCCUGCUGCGGGAGCCUGCCUGCGGAUCCGCAGGGCUCCACGCGUCGUGUCCCGGGAGCGCCUCCUUUCUCCCUGCGGCCGCUACAGGCUCGGUAAGCCUUUUUUCCCCUCCAGCCGGCAGGCUGGGCGCGCAGGGGUGCCGGCCCCUGCCGGGCGCGCAGUGGCACCAUGGGCACGGUGCUGUCCCUGUCCCCCAGCUAUCGGAAGGCCACACUGUUUGAGGAUGGCGCGGCCACCGUAGGCCACUACACGGCCGUGCAGAACAGCAAGAACGCCAAGGACAAGAACCUGAAGCGGCACUCCAUCAUCUCGGUGCUGCCUUGGAAGAGGAUCGUGGCGGUGUCAGCGAAGAAGAAGAACUCCAAGAAGGCGCAGCCCAACAGCAGCUACCAGAGCAACAUCGCGCACCUCAACAAUGAGAACCUGAAGAAGUCGCUGUCUUGUGCCAACCUGUCCACAUUCGCCCAGCCCCCGCCGGCCCAGCCGCCCGCGCCCCCAGCCAGCCAGCUUUCUGGCUCCCAGACUGGGGUCUCCUCUUCUGUCAAGAAGGCCCCGCACCCUGCCAUCACCUCUGCAGGGACACCCAAACGGGUCAUCGUCCAGGCGUCCACCAGUGAGCUGCUGCGCUGCCUGGGUGAAUUUCUCUGCCGCCGGUGCUACCGCCUGAAGCACUUGUCCCCAACGGACCCCGUGCUCUGGCUGCGCAGCGUGGACCGCUCCCUGCUUCUGCAGGGCUGGCAAGACCAGGGUUUCAUCACACCGGCCAAUGUGGUCUUCCUCUACAUGCUCUGCAGGGAUGUUAUCUCCUCUGAGGUAGGCUCGGACCACGAGCUCCAGGCUGUCCUGCUGACCUGUCUGUACCUCUCCUAUUCCUACAUGGGCAAUGAAAUCUCCUACCCGCUCAAGCCCUUCCUGGUGGAGAGCUGCAAGGAAGCCUUUUGGGACCGUUGCCUCUCAGUUAUCAACCUCAUGAGCUCCAAGAUGCUGCAGAUCAAUGCUGACCCACACUAUUUCACACAAGUGUUCUCUGACUUGAAGAACGAGAGCGGUCAGGAGGACAAGAAGCGACUCCUCCUGGGGCUCGAUCGGUGAGCUCCUGUAGCCGGUAUCCUGGCUCAAGGAUUCCAUUUGUUUUUAAAAUUUAUUACUAAAAGAAUCAAGUUUUGUGUACAGUAUGUGUCUAGCAAAGCCAACAAGGGCCUCUUCCCAUGUUCUUUCCUUGGGGUUUAUUUUUAGCCCUUUCAAGAACUCUGGGGACUUUCGAACUGAUGAAUCUAGAAGAUGCAUUCAAGAGACACUUCGGCUGCUGACCGCUCACUUUCCGGGACUCAAGGGACUGACUUGCCCAUGUCACCUGUACCCGUGAUGGAUCCAGGGUAGAUGAGGAUUCCCACUGUCCCAUGAUUGGAGCUGUGGCUGUGGCUGGUGGCCCAGGAGGAAUCGGCCCUUGUCUGGGUAUUGUUUCAGCCUCUCAGAGGCUCCUGGAGCCGGCUGUCCUGACUCAGGACCCAGGAGGCUGUGAGGCAAGAUCUCCACUGCCCUGGGGCAUCAGUGCAGGAGCCUGGGAGGGUCUGGUGCAAAGAUUGUUUGACUGUUGACCAUGCACGGCCCUGGUUUGCUGCUUGCUUUUUAGGGAGAAGGGCUUUCCUUUCCUGGGAGGAUGGCGCUCCCCUCCCCAUCCUUUUGUCUCUGCUCCCACGUUAGUGUUGGUUAAUGAGGUGGUUUGCUCAUUGGAUUCCUCUCCCGUUUUGGGUCCCAGCUAAGGGAUGAGGUGAAGCAAGGGGCAGCUGCUUUCCUGAGUGAGCUUUUUUUUUUCUUUUUUCUUUUUCUUUUUUUUUUUCCAUUUGAACAACACAGUUCAGUCACCCUGUGUAAAAAGCCAGGACACCACUAGGGACCCACUAGCAACGCUGCCUUCUGGGCAGGUGGGUGUCUAUGCCUGAGAUCAAGUUGGUGCCCACUUACAUGCCGAGGCCUCUUGCUGGUGCACAUGUACACACUGGUGCACAUGGUAUUUGUCCUCCAUCGCUGGGGGAAGGUGAGGUCAGUCGAUAGGGGCGACAGGGUGUUGCUGUCUCCCACCCCUGCCCCUUGUUAAUUUUAAGCUGUUUCCAGGCAGUUCAGUUUCUCCUGGAGAGGAGGCUUUGCUCUGUGCAACCUACUGAGACAGCUGCAUUUGGAGACAAUUACAAGAUUUGAGUGUGACUCCUGAUCAGUUUGGAAGCUUGGUGACUGUCCAGCUGAACACUUCCAGCUGCUGGGUGUGGUGCCCACCUAGCCCUGUCGGCUACAUAACACACUCUGGACUUUAAUGGUUUUUUUUCUUUCUAAUUUUCCAAGACUGGUGGCUUGGGGUUUGGAAGCGAUCCAAGAGAAGGGAGCGAAUCUUCCUGCAAGGCCCUCACUCCAGCUCUGGGGAACAAAGAGCAAUGUGAAGACAGUAGGAGGAUUUCCUCUUCCUCCUGCUCCCCUGGGGUGCUGGGGCCCGAGGGCUACAGUUGGGAAGGCAGAGGUUACCUUGCAUAGGAUCAGGUUCUAGGUGGCAGCCAACUUCUUGCACAAGCACUACUGAAAAGUCACAUAUAAAGAGAAAGCUGUGAAAUUGAGGUCUCAAUUGAAGAGGCCCGGAGCAGAGCCUUUCACCCGACAUCUUCACAGAGGUGGGGAAGAGGACCUGACUGGACCAGACAGCCUUUCCCCAGUCCCUCAUCUGGGUUCCUAGAGAGCGGAUCCUGGGCCCUCAGACGGCCUGACAGGGAGCGGAGCUGGAAAUCCUGCAGGGUUUGCUGAGUGUGGGCCUUGCUGUAGCCCCUUUGGGCUGGCUUCAUGCCGCCCAUCCUCAGAUCCUGCUGCCACAGUGACCGUGCCUGGAGCCCCACGGGGCAGCUGGAAGAGCUUCUGGUGUCCAGUCCGAGGAGGAGGGGGACACGAGUUUGUAGCCUGCCAGCCGCUGAAGCCGGCCUGGAGCUGUUCCACUGGGCUGCAGUAACAGGAUUCCAGCUUGGUUGACUGCUUCCUUCUCUUUGUACUUAAUUUAAAAACAAUUUUUUUUUUUGUUGUUGCUGAGAAGGUGCAUAUUUCAGGAGUGGUCGGCGACUGAGGAAAGCUCCUUAGUUCCAUUGUGAAGCCUGUGUCCUCUCCCUUGCAUUGGUCUUCAGUGCUGUGUAAAGGACAACUGCUAGACUGAAGUGUUCGAGCAAAGAACCCAUCUGACGUGCUGCUAUGAAGACACUUUUAGAACAAACACACACAAGAUAGAAAAGAAAAAAAAAGAAAAAUGUGAAAAAAAAUCUACAAAAAACCCUUUACUCUUGUUGCUUUUACAGUGGUACUGUGCAUGCGAACCAGGCGCAUUUUGUGUCUUAAGAAAAAAAAAACCUUAGCGCAGAUGGCGGUGAGAACCACGCGUGCUGAGAACGAGCCAUGGGAGCAUAGUUCAGGAUUGGAUUUUUCUCUUUUCCUUACAACCAUGAAGGGUUGAUGUAUUCUUUCCAUGCAGUUAUUAGAAUUUAGUUUUGUUUCAGCAGUGUUAAACUUGCAAUGAGAAGAAAAUGUGCCGCCCCUGCCCAGAAUCCUCCAUAGCUGUACAUCCGAUACUGCUAAUUACACACACGUGAUGUUUUUGGUUUUGUUUUUUUUUUGUUGUUGUUGUGGUUUUAUUUUUUGGUGAAAUUUCUUCUGUAGCUAUUCUUUGACCAAACUGUGGAUAUUGUUAAUAUUAAUUUAUAUUUGUCUCAUUUUGUAUGUAUGUGUGUGUGUUUGUGAGUAUGUAUGGUUUAUAACCUGACAAGAGUCAUGAAGCUCGGUUUGGCUGUAAUUUAAUUCCCCUUCCCUUAUUUUUAUUUAUUUUUGUACUGUGCUGAUUCAAUAAAAUGCACUGACCAUCCAUCA
Molecule: messenger RNA, 3915 nt
Organism: Arvicanthis niloticus (Nile rat)
Lineage: Eukaryota; Metazoa; Chordata; Mammalia; Rodentia; Muridae
Gene: Cdk5r1
Product: cyclin dependent kinase 5 regulatory subunit 1
Biological process (GO): axon guidance; brain development
Cellular component (GO): cytoplasm; growth cone; protein kinase 5 complex
Molecular function (GO): cyclin-dependent protein serine/threonine kinase activator activity; protein kinase binding
Source: RefSeq, a predicted model, not a curated record